AUGGAAAACCCUAAAUCUUCCCUAAUCCCUUGCCAAAAUGCAAUUCACAAGCACGAACUGAUUGUACAUUAUAAAAUCAAUUUUAAAAACGUAUGUCUAUUUGCUGUUUCGAUUCCACUAGGAGCCCUAGUAGUUUGUGUACUGUCUGCUCUUAUUUUUCAAUUCGAUGAUGUACAUGAAACACAUUGUAGGGUCUUUAACAUUGUACCAUCGAUAAGUGCUGUAACAGGGGUAAGUCCUCAAAGGUACAUUUGGAGGAUUAGUGUUGCUUUGCACAUUGGACCAAGAAUUACAUUAGCUGCUGUGUACAAUUCAUAUCAGUUAGGUAUUGUGGAUCCUUUAUCAAAGAAUAAAACACGAGCCCAAUUAUGGUUAAAUGUAGCCUAUUUUCUCAAUCUUAUUGAGGCAGCUGCAUUGUGUGGUGUUGCUUACAUUUCAAAUAGGGAAAAUUAUCCAAUUCAUGAAAAGCUCUUUAUAAUAUUUAUGGUGAGCAGCUUAACACACAUGCUGGCUUGUAUACAAGGUACCAAACUUGCUGCAGGAACUAGAGAUGAUUUGGAUUUUGAAACAAUAAAAGCUAGUUUAAAAUUUAAAAAAGAUAUGCUCGUAUUGUCACUGUUGUGUACUGCAGGUUUGGUUAUUUUUUUUCUGCAACAUCGAUUUUUUUGUAUUAGGUUGGCAUUUAGUAUGUUUGCAUUAUUUGAGUAUAUCAUAGCAGCAGCGAAUAUGGCCUUCCACAUAUCAACUAUCAAGGAUUUUCCCACUGAAGAUUUUGUGGUUGGUAAAUUUAUUGUUCCAAAUCCAGUCUCGUCUAAUAAAAAUUGCGCUGGUGAUAUUGAAGUAGCUACACGUGAAAAACACGAUUAA
Ceutorhynchus assimilis (cabbage seed weevil) is the source of this 867-nucleotide messenger RNA. The record is from the annotation of a GenBank genome assembly. NCBI's taxonomy places the organism in Eukaryota, Metazoa, Arthropoda, Insecta, Coleoptera, Curculionidae.